AUGUCUAGAGAUGCCCCUUUGAAAGCGGAAAAGGACUAUACUGAGAUCUUGCAGGAUGAACUGCCCAAAAUUGAGGUUUUGGCUAAGAAUAAUGAUGUCGAAGGCGCAUUGGAACAGUUGCUGAUUUUGGAGAAAAAGACACGCCAGGCUUCGGAUUUGGAGUCGUCUAAAAAACUAAUGGCUCAAAUAGUGGAACUGCUGGCUUCGAGAAAUCAAUGGGACGUUCUCGACGAGCAACUGGCGCUUUUGGCCAAGAAACAUGGGCAACUGAAGUUGUCCGUUCAAUUCAUGAUUCAGCAGAUCAUGGAGAGACUGGAAAAUGUGGCAGAUCGUGACACCAAAGUCCGCGUUAUUGAGGCCAUCAGAGCUGUUACAGAAAACAAAAUCUUCGUCGAGGUAGAGAGAGCACGCGUUACGCGGAUUUUGACGCAGAUCCGUAGGUCCGAGGGGAAAAUUGACGAGGCUGCAGAUUUGCUAUGCUCUCUUCAGGUUGAAACGUUUGGGUCCAUGGAAAUGAGCGAAAAAAUCGAGUUCAUUUUGGAACAAAUGGAGCUCAGUAUUCUAAAGGGCGAUUUUGCUCAGGCUACUGUGCUUUCACGUAAAAUCCUGAAGAAAACUUUCAAAAACGCUAAAUAUGAAGCUUUGAAACUUGAAUAUUUCCAUUUGUUGAUCAAGAUAGGGCUUCAUAAACGUGAUUAUCUACAAGUUGCACAGUACUACCAAGAGCUCUAUAAUACAGAUGCUAUCAAGGCGGAUGAGGCCAAGUGGAAAGACGCUCUUACGCAUGUGGUGAUGUUUUUGGUAUUAACGCCGUACGAUAAUUUACAAAAUGAUUUGAUACACAAGAUUCAACUGGACAACAAUUUAAAAAAACUGGAAAAACCCGAAUCUUUGGCCAAGUUGUUCACGACCCCAGAACUUAUGAGAUGGCCCAUUGUGAAAGACACCUACGAAACUUUUUUGAACGCUGAUAAUGUUGCAUUCGGGUCCAAUGAAGCUCAUUGGGAGGACCUUCGCAAAAGAGUUAUUGAGCACAACUUGAGAGUCGUGUCUAAAUACUACACUCGCAUCAAUCUUUCAAGAUUAAAUGAGCUUUUGGAUCUUACCGAGCCUGAGACUGAAAGGUUCAUUAGUGAUCUUGUCAAUCAAGGCAUUAUCUACGCCAAAAUCAACAGACCCGCAAAGAUCGUGAACUUUGGCAGACCCGAAACCUCUAGUUCUUCGCUGAACGAGUGGUCCUCUAACGUUGACCAAUUGCUUGAACAAAUAGAAACUAUUGGCCAUCUUAUCACCAAAGAGGAAAUAUUGCAUGGGUUAAGAGCAAACUAA
Messenger RNA from Lachancea nothofagi CBS 11611, 1329 nucleotides. The record is from the annotation of a GenBank genome assembly. Lineage: Eukaryota; Fungi; Ascomycota; Saccharomycetes; Saccharomycetales; Saccharomycetaceae.